Ilex paraguariensis (yerba mate) is the source of this 1030-nucleotide messenger RNA. The record is from the annotation of a GenBank genome assembly. NCBI's taxonomy places the organism in Eukaryota, Viridiplantae, Streptophyta, Magnoliopsida, Aquifoliales, Aquifoliaceae.
AUGAACGUGAAAGUCCUUAUUGGCAUGGAAACAUGGGAAGAAACAACUUUAGUUGCUGACAUUGCAAGCAAAACUCAAAUGCCUAUUAUUUCAUUUGCAUCAGCCGCCAUUAUACAACCACUCAUUCCUCAGCGAUGGCCUUUCUUGGUACAAAUGGCUAGCAACGUCAUUGAACAAAUUAGGUGCAUCACAGAUGUGGUUCGCUCAUUCAAUUGGCGAAGAGCCAUAGUAAUCUAUGAGGUCGACUACUAUGGUAGCGAUUAUGGAAUGUUUGCUGCAUUAUCUGAUUCACUGCAAGAUGUUGGCGUGACAAUUGAAUAUCGUUUGGUCCUUCCAUCAUUCUCCUCUCUAGAUGACCCAAAAGCCUUUGUUACUGAAGCAGUUGCAGACCUAUUGAGUAAGCAAUCCAGGGUUUUUAUUGUUCUCCAAUUAUCAUCGUCAAUGAUAGUUCAUUUGUUUAGAGAAGCAAAACAAAUGAGGCUUAUUGGGAGAGAUUCAGCAUGGAUAAUUACCGACCGAUUCGCAAGCCUCCUGGAUUCUGCUAAUACUUCUGUUAUCUCUUCCAUGGAAGGUGCUCUAGGAAUCAAGACAUAUUAUGCUGAAGGCAGUAGGUCAUUUCUAGAUAUUAAGCAACAUUUUCGGCGAGUUUUUCAAUUGGAUUACCCUGAGGAAGAUAACUCGGAGAUGGGUAUUUAUGCCCUUAGAGCCUAUGAUAGCAUUACUGCCAUUACAAAUGCCAUAAAGAGAAUAGGUAAUAGCAGUGAUUGUCCAAGUACGUUACUCAAAAGCAUUCUAUCAAGCAACUUCACUGGUUUAAGUGGUGACAUUCGUUUCCAUGCUGGAGAGCUAGCAGGGUCCUCUUUAUUUAGAAUUGUAAACAUUGUUGGAAAGAGAUACAAAGAGCUUGGCUUCUGGGGACCUAAGCGAGUUCCAAAAGGAUUGGCAAUGCCUACUAAUGCAAAGCCUAUGAAGAUUGGAGUUCCAGCCACAUCAUAUUAUCAGAAAUUCGUGAAGGUGGAUUGGGAUGCAG